Prosopis cineraria is the source of this 7734-nucleotide messenger RNA. RefSeq lists its product as uncharacterized. Bases 905 to 7435 code for a protein of 2176 amino acids. Gene Ontology annotation, molecular function: ATP hydrolysis activity; ADP binding. The record is from RefSeq and is a predicted model, not a curated record. NCBI's taxonomy places the organism in Eukaryota, Viridiplantae, Streptophyta, Magnoliopsida, Fabales, Fabaceae. The transcript is spliced from 9 exons.
CUGCUUUUCCUGCAAUCUGCUCUUCUUACUUAUUCUGCUAUUUCCUUCUACUCUCACCUACAAACCAUUCCAAGGAAAUUUGUUUCCUCUACCUCUCUUCAUUCCUCUUCUAAGUUUUCAGUUCAACUUGGUUUCUUUCAUUUCCCUGUUACAACUGCCUCCCAAAAAAAAAAAAGUGCCUUUGUUUAAAGAUCUAUUUCCUUGUUAUCUCUUCUUUUCGUUGUUGGUUUUGAAAAUCUUUUGCCAAAAAAACUAAAAUUCUUUUUCUCAUCAUUGGAGGGGUUUGUAUUAUCUCGUUCCGUAGUUCAUAUACAAACUAAAUUUAUUAAAAGCCAAAAAAAAUAAAAAAGUUGACGUCGUUGUUGUUUAGAGAUUUCUUGCAACUCUGCUCUCUGUUACUUCUGUUUGUUGCUUUAAAAAAUCUUCCAAAAAAAAAAAAAGAAGUUUCUCAUCUACCUGUCCCUUAGAAGUCCUGGUAGUGUCUCUCUUCGUUCCUUCUUCUAGGUUUUCUGUUCAACUUGUUUUCUUUCUUUCAUUUUGGGCAAAAGUUUCUUUCAUUUUCUUGUAUCAGCUUGUGCGAGAAAAAAAAAAACAAAAAAAGAAAACAAAAGGUGUCUUUGUUUGAGGGUCUAUUUUCUGGAUACCUCUUCUUGUAUUUGUUUCCUUUGAAAAAUCUAAAAGAAAAAGGGAAAAAACUUCUCAUCCUCAAUCCUUUGUUCCUUGGAAGUCUUUGGUACUGCUGCCUCAGUUUGUAGUUCUUCAGAGUGAGAGACAAGUUUAAUUUGGCGUGAAGCAGAGAGUGAUUCCGCUAAAGUUGGUCUCUUGAUGUUUAGAAUCUUUCUAUUCUAUAAUUAUUAAUGUUCAUUAAUAAUGUGAAUUGUGUUUUUCCUCUAUUUUUGUGGUUAUGAUUCUGGACAACAGAAUAUUACUUGUCAAGGGAAGGGCAACUGCGGCAAACACCUCUCUCGUCUUUCACAGGCUCUGUCUGGAAUCAACAAUGGAGAUUCUCGGUGCCAUUGCCGGCGAAAUAGCAAAGUAUACACUGAAACCCAUUGUACGACAAGUGGGAUAUUUGUUUUUUUACAAAGACAAUUUUAAGGAGCUAAAGAAUCAAGUCGAGAAGCUGGGGACGGCAAAAGAGCGAAUUGUGCAUGAGGUUGAAGCAGAGAGAAGAAAUGGAAGAGAGAUUGAACCUGAUGUGGAGGAGUGGCUGAAUAAAGCUAAUGACACUUUAGAGAAAGCCAAGCGAUUGUGUGAAGAUCCUCGCUGUGUGAAGGCAGAGUGUUCUGGAUGGUGUCUUCCUAAUUUGAUUUCACGCCAUCAACUAAGUCGAAAUGCAAAGAAAACGGUAGAAAAUGUUGCUGAAGUGCUGACACAUGGGAAGUUCGAUCGAAUUGGGCACCUCCCUCGUCUACCCACCAUCACAACAAGAGAUAAUGUAAAGCUCGGGUCAAGGAACUUAAUGAAGGAGCGCAUUUUAUCGGUUCUAAAAGACCUUAAAGUAAGUAGAAUAGGGGUCUAUGGAUUAAGUGGGGUGGGGAAGACCACUCUAGCAAGUGAAAUUGUUGCACAAGUUAAGGAUGACAAGUUAUUUGAUGAAGUGGUUAUGGUGACUGUAUCACAACCUGUAGAUAUUGAGGGAAUUCUUGAUCAGAUGGCAGAUCAGUUAGGCCUGCGCUUUGAAGAGAAGUCCCCCAUUGGAAAGGCAAGCCGCUUACGUGCGAGAAUCAAACAGGACAACGCUAUCCUCAUCAUAUUGGACGACAUCUAUGAAGAACUUGAUUUGGCUAAAUUGGGAAUUCCAUCACUAGAUAAUCAUAAGCUGGGAAUUUCUACACAGGAUAGUUAUAAGGGCUGCAAAUUGUUGCUCACUUCUAGAAACGAAAAUAUUUUACAAAAGAAUGCAACUCAAGAGAAUUUCAGACUCGAAGAAUUAAAUAAUGAAGAAUCUCUUGAAUUAUUUCAAAUGACGAAUGAUGUGGGUGUCGAGUUGCGAGAUAUUGCAACGGAAGUGGUAAAAAGUUGUGCGGGCUUGCCUGUGUUGAUAGUCGCAAUGGCAAAGUUAUUAAAAAAUAAAGAAAUUCAUCAGUGGAAAAAUGCCUUGGAUGAACUGAAAAGAGUUAACAGUGGAAUAGUGGGUGAGAAAAUUUUUCCACCUUUGAAAUACAUGUACGAUUGUUUACAAGAUGAUGGGGCGAAGCAAGUAUUCUUGCUUUGUGGAGUGUAUGGAACGUCCAUUCUUGUUGGUGACUUGUUGAAAUACGUCAUUGGUUUGGAUGUAUUCAAAUAUAUAAAAACCAUUGAUGGUGUAAGAAACAAGCUUCAAACAGUGAUUGAUGACUUGAAGGCAUCCUGCUUUUUGCUUCACAGUGAUGCAAUUGCACGAGUGAUCAAAAUGCACGACCUUCUUAGAGAAGUAGCAAUAUCAAUUGCAUCUGGGGAUCAACAUGUCUUCACAAUGAAUGUUCCAUUUCAAGAUUGGCCAGGAGAGGAUUUUUUUAAAAGGUGUACCUGGAUAAACUUGUAUCGUUGUUGCAUCCAAACACUUCCUGAAAAGUUAGAUUGCCCCAGUUUGAAAUUUCUUCACUUAAAUAGCAAAGAUAAUCCUUCAUUGGAAAUUCCAAACUCCUUUUUUGGGGGAAUGAGAAACCUUGAGGUGUUGGAUUUAACAGGAAUGAUGAUAUCAUCGUUACCGACAUCUCUUGCCACAUUGACUGAACUUAAAACAUUGUGCUUGGAUCAGUGCUCUUUGAAAGUUAUGGCUGGAAUUGGAGCCUUGAAAAAUUUAGAAAUUCUCAGCUUCAUCCGUUCAUCUAUGGAAGAGUUUCCAAGUGAAAUAGGGCAGUUGACUCACCUAAGAAUGUUGGAUUUGAGUGGUUCUGGAAUUGAGGUUAUCCCACCCAAUGUUGUGUCCAAGUUGACCACACUUGAGGAAUUGUACAUGGGCAAUGCCUCGGUAAAAUGGGAGGCAAAAAGUCCGACAAAGCAAAACAAAAAUGCUAGUCUUGCUGAGCUCACGCAUUUGACGGGCAUGAGUACUCUAGAAAUUCAAGCUGAGACUUGGAUUUUACUGAGGGACAUUGUAUUUGAGAAGUUAGAGAGAUAUAAGAUUGUUAUUGGAGAUAAAUGGGAUUGGCGAAAUGAUAAUAAUACCUUGAGGUUGUUAAAGCUAAAGCUUCACACUUGCUAUCAAUCAGAACAUGGCAUUAAAACGUUGAUGGAAAGUGUGGAAGAUUUAUAUUUAGAGGAAGUAAAUGGCAUUUCAAAUGUGCUUCUCCAAUUGAAUGGCAAAGGAUUUCCACAGCUAAAGCAUUUGCACAUCCAAAAUAAUGGAGAAAUUCAGUGCAUUAUCAACUCAACAGGAAGGAAUCAAACAAAUAUAAUCUUGUUUCCAAAAUUGGAGACAUUAAUACUUCAUAAUCUCUCCAUGAUGAAGGAGAUAUGUGAUGGGCCACUGAGAGUUGAUUCUUUUAGAAAGCUAAGAGUCAUGAAGCUCAAAAGUUGCGAGCAGCUAAAAUAUGUCUUCUUGAAUUCAAUGGUUAAAAACUUUUCUCAACUUGUUGAAAUUGAAGUCUCUGAAUGCCAUUCUAUGGAGAACAUAGUGUCUUUGGAAAGUAUUAAUAGUGGCAUGAUCAUCAAUAAAGCUGAGUUUAUUCAAUUGCGACACUUGGCUUUACAAUAUUUACCUGCAAUGGUUAGUUUUUGCUGCUCUGAUAUUCCAACGUCAUUCUUCGAUGCAAAGGUUUCAUUGUCAAAUUUGGAGACCCUGAAAUUAAGCUCGAUUAAUUUGGAGAAAAUUUGGGAUGAUCAUCAACAUUCAACAGCCACUUCUUUCCGAAAUCUAGUUAAUUUAAUCGUGAAGGACUGUGGCAGCCUGAAAUAUUUAUUCUCACCUUUUAUGGUUGAAAAUCUAGAAAAUCUCAAACGGCUUGAAAUAAGUAAAUGCCACGCGAUGGAGGAGAUAAUGGCCAUAGAAGUAAGUAACAAUGAGAUUACACUGGCUCAAGAUCAGGUAGCUGGGUUUCCCAAAUUGGAGGAGAUCAUAAUAAAUGACAUGAAGAACUUGAAGAGAGCAUGGCACUACCAAUUUGGCAGAUCGAAGACAAUGGAAGUGAACAAAUGUGAGAAACUGGAGACUGUUUUUCCAUCGGGCUCCAUGCUUGAAGCACUAAGAAGUCUUGAGACGUUGAGGGUCAAAGAUUGUGCUUCAGUUGAAGAGAUAUUCGAACUCACCACUGCUGAUGGAAUGCAUGCUCAAGAAGUGACAGCACAGCUGAAAAAUCUAGAAAUAAGUGGACUGCCAGAGAUGAAACGGAUAUGGAGCAAGGAUCCCCAAGGACUUGUUCGCUUUUCCAAUCUAGAACUCGUGGAUAUUGCGGGCUGUUACAAGCUGGAAUAUAUCUUCCCCUUCUCCAUUGCUAAGGAUCUUCCACAACUUCAACAUCUCAGACUAGUUUUGUGUAAGAUCAAGGAAGUUGUUUCGAAGAAGGAUGGAUCAUUGGAUGAAACUACCAUAUUUGAGCUUACUCAUCUCACCUCCCUGGUCCUAGGAUAUUUGCCUAAACUCAAGGGAUUCUAUGCAGGGGUUCAUACAUUAGAAUGUCAAUCCUUGGUAAGGUUGCAAGUGUUGGAUUGUCCACAUUUAAAGGUAUUCAAUCCGCGUGCAAAUAGAUGCCGGCAAAGUUUUGCUGAUGACCGAUUUCACUUCUCAAUGCAACAAUAUCUAUUUACAGUUAAUGAAGAGGUGACUGGCAACUUGGAUUCUUUGUACCUGCAAUAUUGGGAUGCUAACGUCAUAUUGCAUCACCAAGUUCCCUCGUACCGCAAACUCAAACAUCUUUGGAUAUUUGCUUUUCAAGAUGAUCAAGCAAGUGCUCUGCUUCGGUUUCUCAAAAAUGUACCUAGUCUCGAAAGGCUAAAUGUUUCAUUUAGCUCCACAAAGGAGAUAUUUUAUGAUGAAUUGCUAACACAUGAGGAAGAACGGAACAAAAUUAACACCCGGCUUAAAGCAUUGCGGCUACAGCGUUCACCGAAGCUUCAGAAUUUAUGUAGAGAAGGAAGUCAAAUUCACCCUGUUCUUGAGGUUCUUGAAGUCUUAAUGGUGGAAGAAUGUUCCAGUUUAAGAAAUUUAGUCCCUUCCUCUGCAACUUUCUACCACUUGACAUAUCUGGUGGUAAUACAGUGCAACAGUUUGAAAAGCCUAAUGACCUCAUCAACGGCGGGAAGUCUUUUCAACUUGCAAAGGAUGAAAAUAGAAGAGUGUGAUUCGCUGGAAGAAAUUGUGACAGAAGAGGUGGAUGGGGCAAAAAAUGAAAUUGCAUUUAAUAGUUUGUUAAGUUUAGAGCUAAAUUAUUUGCCAAGGCUCCGUGGUUUUUCAUCAAGCAAGUGCCCCUUCAAGUUCCCAUGGUUGGAGAGAUUUGUUGUUAGCCAAUGUCCUCAGAUGCAAAUUUUCUCAGACAAAGCAAUAAGUGCACCAAAGCUUAGGACAACACUAGCGGAGGGAGAAUCUUACUGGGAAGGAGACUUAAAUGAAACGAUUAGGAAGAUGUUUCUGAACAAGGUGGCAUUUUGUAGCUUCAAGCAUUUAGAGCUUUCGAAAUAUCCGGAGUUAAGAGGAUUGUGGUAUGGCCAGGUUGGUCAUGAAAUAUUUUCUAAUUUGAAAUCGUUGGUGGUGCGAAAUUGCCAGUGGCUUUCGAGUAUUCUUCUUUCUGGAAGCAUGCUAGAAGCUUUGUUCAACUUGGAAGAGCUUGAAGUGACUGAGUGUGAUACACUUGAAGCUGUGUUUGAUUUGGGCGAUAUGAAUGGAAGAGGAAGGAUGGCGAGAGAAACUAUUCAGCUGAAAAAAAUGAGACUUGAUAGUCUGCCAAAACUGAAGCGCAUGUGGAAACAUGAUUCCUGUGAAAUUGCUAGUCUGGGUAAUUCAAGCGAUGUUUGUGCCGGUGAAUGCCAAUCAUCAAAUGGAGAAGAAAGGGUCGAUUUCAAAAGUUCGGAUCAUUUGAAGCUCAUUGCAUCGAAUUUGUUGACAUUGCUAUAUUCAUUGGAGGAACUAGAAGUGAACGAUUGUGAUUCCUUAGAAACAGUGUUUGAUGUGAAGGUCAUGGACGACACAGAAAUGCAUGUAAAGGAAGAAAGUCAAUUGAAAAAGCUUACUCUCUUGGGACUGCCAAAUCUGAAACAUAUAUGGAAUAGAGACCUUCCAAAAAUACUCAGUUUCAAAAAUUUGCAGAUAUUGACAAUUGCAGGAUGCCUGAACCUGAAACACGUGUUUUCGGUAACAUUAUGCCAAGAUCUGCAGCGACUUCAAGAGCUUUCCAUGCUUCAUUGUGGCAUUGAGGAAAUUGUUGCAAUUGAAGGAGAAGGACUAGAUGAUCUUGAGUUUGAUUUUCCAAAGCUGACUUCCUUCAUGCUAUGUUGGUUGUCACGAUUGAAGAAUUUUUAUCCAAGAAGACAUAAGUUAGCAUGUCCUUCAUUGGAGACAUUAGAUGUCUGUGGUUGUGAAGAAUUGGAAAUAUUUGACUUUAGCCAUUUGGAUUCCCAGCAUACAUCUACGGUGGACGAAAUUGACAUGCCGAUUCAACAACCACUCUUUUCUUUUAAAGUGGUGUCACCGACUUUAAAAGAUUUUGCAUUAAAUGGAAAAGAUUCUAUGAAGAUACUGGAUAGUCAUCAUGAGGCAAGUCUCUUUCCUGGUGUAGAGGUGCUUCGCCUACAAUGCUUUCAAGAAACUCCAAUAAUGUGGCUAAAUAGGUUCCUUGAAAAAUUCCCUAACAUUACAACACUUGAAGUGCGUUGUAGCACUUUUAAAAUACUUUUUCCUUCCGAGGAAGUUGGUUAUGGUAGUUCUAAAACUCCCAACCGGUUAAAAAAGUUGUGGCUUUUUCAGUUGGAGCAGCUUGAGCAGAUAGGGAAUGAUUACGACUCUCUGUCAGAUGUCCUUGAAGUACUCAGUGUGACGUGUUGUCCGAGUUUAACAAGCUUGGGACCACCUUCAAUAUCUUUCACUAGUUUAACUCACUUAAAAGUGGAGGACUGCAAAGGGAUGACCUUUUUAAUGACAGCUUCCACCGCUAGAAGUCUUGUGCACCUCAAAAAGUGGCGGAUAAUAAACUGUGGGAUGAUGGAGGAAGCUGUGAUGAUCGAUGAAGGAACACCAGAAGAGAUCACAUUUGAAAGCUUAGAAUAUUUUGAAAUGACUUCUUUACCCUCUCUCAAAAGCUUCUGCUCUGGCAAACCCACACUCGUAUUCCUAUCAUUUGAAUUACUAAAAGUGAGAGGAUGCCCGAAAAUGCAGAAUUUCUCAUCAGGAGACAUUAUAGCCCCUCCGAUUGAAAUAGAAAUAGAAAAUGGAACAACGCAUUGGACAGAAGACGUUAAUGCUACUAUCAAACAGCUGGUCACGGGACAGGAAGUUUCAGAUUUUGAUGACAGCGAAUAGUCAAAGCGAUAAGGUACCUGCAACUUAUGAAGAUGAUCCAUUUUAUUUGUCAUUUAUGUUUGAGAUUUUCUUUCAGUGAAAAAGGAGAAGGGAAAGAAAAAUUGGUGGUCUAUAGUAAAUAACAGCUUGCUCCUUGAACAAUACUGGAUUGAUGAAUUUUUCAAUUUACAUUAUGAAGUGUAAAAUGUACUAUUGUACCCGGACAUAUGUUUAGUUUGAAGGCAUGUAUGCAGAAUCGAGUUGAUCAUCUUCAUCAAUAUUGGAUAUGUUGCAAUAUACAGCUAUUCUAUGCAUUUAAA